Messenger RNA from Oncorhynchus nerka (sockeye salmon), 673 nucleotides. RefSeq names its product pumilio homolog 1-like. Lineage: Eukaryota; Metazoa; Chordata; Actinopteri; Salmoniformes; Salmonidae. The transcript is spliced from 5 exons. Bases 158 to 673 code for a protein of 171 amino acids. The record is from RefSeq and is a predicted model, not a curated record.
CUCUCUCUCGCUCCAUCUCUCUCUCUCUCUCUCGCUCCAUCUCUCUCUCUCUCUCUCGCUCCAUCUCUCUCUCUCUCAGGGUGCGAGGGAUGGAGAGGUGGGGGAGGAGAUUAGGGAGAAACCAAAGGCCUCAUUUGAAGGAGAGAAACUCAAGGAGAUGGGAGAGGGUGACGUCAUCAGUGAUGUCAUCAACCCCAACGGGCUCCCUGUGCAGAACGGCCUGGACGUGGAUGGCAAGGAGUACAGUCGUCAAGGCCAGAUACUGCCCGCGGGGCCAGACACUGACCUAAUAGGAGGGGAGGGUAUGGUCUCCAUGGGAGGUGGUGGUGGUCCCAAACCCCAAGAGGUCUUCUCUGGGGUGGAACAUGGUGUUACCAUGGAUACCAUGCAGUCUGUGAUGGAGCCGUUGCAGUUUGGCUACAACUCCCAGAUGACCAUGGACUCUCAGCCCACCAUGGGCCUGUUCGACUACAGCAACCAACAACAGGUGUACCAGAGACCCAGUGCUCUAGCAGCCCAACAGCAGCAGUAUGCCUUGGCAGCAGCACAGCAAUCUCACAUUGGUUUGGCUCAAGCGUUUGUUUCCAACCCUUACAUCAUCAGUACCGGUCCGUCUGGAACCGACCCCUACGCUGCUGGACUGGCAGCUGCUGCAACACUGGGCCUUGAGUGA